Durotheca rogersii is the source of this 2286-nucleotide messenger RNA. RefSeq names its product DUF803-domain-containing protein. Gene Ontology annotation, cellular component: membrane. The transcript has 2 exons. Gene Ontology annotation, biological process: magnesium ion transport. Bases 1 to 2286 code for a protein of 761 amino acids. Lineage: Eukaryota; Fungi; Ascomycota; Sordariomycetes; Xylariales; Xylariaceae. Gene Ontology annotation, molecular function: magnesium ion transmembrane transporter activity. The record is from RefSeq and is a predicted model, not a curated record.
AUGGACCAGACGGGGCGAGUCCUCGCCGUGGCCAACCAGCUAUACGCCAGAGCCGACGAGACGAACACCUCCGACCCCGAUAAGCCGGCUCGCCCCCCUGCCUUCAAGGCCAUCGGCAUAUCGCUCGCCGUCGCUUCCGGAUGCUUCAUCGGCAUCUCGUUUGUGAUGAAGAAGGUCGGCCUGCUCAGGGCGAACGAGAAGUACAACGAGGUCGCCGGCGAGGGUUAUGGCUAUCUUAAAAAUGCCUACUGGUGGGGCGGCAUGACCCUCAUGAUCAUCGGCGAGAUCUGCAAUUUUGUCGCCUACUCCUUCACCGACGCCAUCCUGGUCACGUCCCUGGGCGCGCUCUCCGUCGUCAUCACCGCCAUACUCUCCGCCAUCUUCCUGAAGGAGAGGCUCAGCAUGGUCGGCAAGGUCGCCUGCUUCCUCUGCAUAAUCGGGUCCGUCAUCAUCGUCCUCAACGCCCCCUCCGAAUCGUCCGUGGCCAACAUCCAGGAGCUGCAGAAGUUCGUCGUCACUCCGGCGUUCCUCUCUUACAUGGGUGUCGUUCUCAUCGGGUCCGCAUUCGUCGCUUUCUGGGUUGGGCCGCGGUACGGCAAGAAGAACAUGUUUCCUUACCUCUCCGUCUGCAGCUGGAUCGGAGGCCUGAGUGUCGUUGCUACGCAGGGCCUCGGCGCCUCCAUUGUCACCCAGAUCGGGGGCACGCCCCAAUUCAACCAAUGGUUUCUCUAUGUUGUCCUCGUUUUCGUUAUAGCGACCCUGUUGACAGAGAUCAUUUACUUGAACAAAGCUCUUAAUCUCUUUAAUGCUGCCAUGGUCACGCCAACAUACUACGUGUAUUUUACGAGCACGACGAUGAUCACUUCGGCCAUCCUUUUCCAGGGGUUCAAGGGAACGCCGAUGCAGAUUGUCACGGUGGUCAUGGGAUUCCUCACCAUCUGUGCGGGCGUCGUCCUGUUGCAGCUGUCCAAAUCCGCCAAAGACGUGCCGGAUGCCGCCGUCUUUUCCGGAGACCUCGACCAGAUUCAUACCAUCGCCGAGCAAGAGCAGCCCGAGACGGAACCGAAAGCCGACGCCAUCCGUGGCACCGCUGCUAUUGUGCGCCGAAUCUCCAUGGCACGACAGAAGAUGGAACAGGAAGAAUUCCGCCGGCUUCGCGAAGAAAAGGAGUCGGAGCGCCUCGAGCCGGUCAGCGAGGACGGCCAGCCACUUUACGAAUGGGAUGGGUUGCGGCGGAGGAGGACGACCAUAGGUAGCCACAGGAGUCGGCCGACGACGACGUCAAGCGCCGCCACCACCCCGGCGCAUCCGCCCCUAGGGAGAACGAGAUUCCUGACCGAAGAGGAGCUAGCCGAAGAACGUCAGCGCCAGAUGUCUCCCAGCAUGCUAUCGAGCAUCGCCGGUACGAUUCGGAGCCGAACGAGAAGUGUCCUCCCGGGGCAUCCUAGCUUUCGCCAAGGGGACCCCGACCUCCGGGUGCAGAGUCCGAUACACCCAGUCCAGCUGACCAGCAUCGCCGUCCCGAGCCACAAGUACGGGGGCGAGGCUAGUCCCUACGGAACCAGUCACGAACACGUGUACGGACUUCCGGACGACCUACGGAAGACCGAAUACAGCAGCGCCGACAGCUUAGCCUCGGGCAGUACCGCACGGCAAAUCCAUUUCUUCGACCCGCCGAGGCCGGAUACCGGCGUCUCCUCCCUAGCGCCGCCAACGCCGCCACCCCACACGGAGGGUCCCUCGGCACGUCGGCAAUUCUCGUUUCAAAACGUGUUCCGCCGCCACCAGGCCGAUGGCGUCGCGCUACACGAACAUGGCCAGGCUCUCGCACAGCCCCCGUUGUUAUCCUCAUCAUCGCGACGACCACCAUCCCACCAAAGGCUCGGGUCACGGGGCUACCUGGAGCGGCAGGCGCAGGCGAAGAACGCGACGGAAGAAGAGCGGUUAGGUCUCGUUAGGGACGAUUCCCAGACGACGACGGCGGCGGCGGCGACGACAACGGUGGCGGACCGGUACGACGAUUCGGAGGAUAGCGACGACGACGACGGCGAGGCAUAUACCGACGACAAGAGGGUGGAGGCUCGGUACGGUAGGGGCAUCACGAACAGCCCGCCCUCGAGAAGUGACUUUGACAAGGAGACUGGGUACGAGGACUACCGGACGAGGGACCGGCGGAGAUAUGACGAGAGCGGCAGCGGCAGCAGAGUCGCGACCCCGCGGGCCUCGCCGCCUCGACCACCACCGGGCCGGAGUCCACCCCGCGGUGGGGGCGGGGCUUAUGUCUGA